Molecule: messenger RNA, 4064 nt
Organism: Trematomus bernacchii (emerald rockcod)
Lineage: Eukaryota; Metazoa; Chordata; Actinopteri; Perciformes; Nototheniidae
Gene: nr2f6a
Product: nuclear receptor subfamily 2, group F, member 6a
Exons: 6
Coding region: 750-1970 (406 amino acids)
Biological process (GO): negative regulation of transcription by RNA polymerase II; cell differentiation; anatomical structure development
Molecular function (GO): zinc ion binding; nuclear receptor activity; RNA polymerase II cis-regulatory region sequence-specific DNA binding
Source: RefSeq, a predicted model, not a curated record
CAGAGGGCUAGGCCGCAAGUCAUUAGUUCCUGGUGGGCAAGCACUGACAAAAGGCUGUGAGAGAGAAGUCCGCAUGAGUGCCUGGAGAGCGACCACAGGAACUAUGGAGGGCUGAGCACAAGGACGUUCUGCUGCUUUUUUAUUUUGUUUUGGGGAAAGAAGCAGCACGGAGGACAUUGUCACAACCGAGCAGCCGUGCUACAACAAGCAGGGAAGAGACAGAUCACUUCCUUGUGUUGAGGAUCUAUACUCGUGUAUUUAGGAGGUUCCCUGGAUGAGACCGUCUGACCAGGCAGCGAUCGAGCAGGCUACUUUUUAGCCAUCUCAGGAAUCGGUGUAAAGAAAAGGACCAAAACAACACAGCUGGAGGAAAGAAGACAAGAAUAGGGGGAAUGUAAAUCCUCAGGCAUGCAAAACUAAAAGUUGCCACACUGACUGUUUCCAGGUCAUAGUGGAGUGGGAGGAGAUUGAACCGCUCUUUUUUCUGCCAAACACCCUCCCUCUCAAUGCUAUAGCCUAUUUUCUUUCUAAUUGACAUCUGCUUGUUAAGCCUGAGGACUCUUUAUUUUCUGGCAAUAAGCUCUAAUUACCUUAAUUAACGAAGGUGAGCACAAACAAGCAGGCAACACUGAUCCAUUUCAGGUGUAGGGAGACACACUGGACUUUCUUAUAUUUAUGUUACCUUGACAGCAGCCAGACAUCUUGGCGGCCUGUCCCAUUUUCUUCCUCCGUGGUUCGGUAACCAAGCGAUGGCCAUGGUGAGUGGGGGCUGGGGAGAUCCCAACGGGGGCACGAACGGGCUGGGGGAAAAGAGUUACCUGAGGGGGGAGGACGAAGACGGCUCUCCGCAGGCGGGAGGAAGCGACAUGGAGGCCGGGGACGAUGACAAGUCGUGCGUGGUGGACUGCGUGGUGUGCGGGGACAAGUCCAGCGGGAAACACUACGGCGUGUUCACGUGCGAGGGAUGCAAGAGCUUCUUCAAGAGGAGCGUGCGGAGGAAUCUCAACUACACAUGCAGGUCAAACAGAGAGUGUCAGAUUGACCAGCACCACAGGAACCAGUGCCAGUACUGUCGACUGAAGAAAUGUUUCCGUGUUGGCAUGCGCAAAGAAGCAGUUCAACGCGGUCGGAUCCCACCUCAGCCGAGCCUCAGCCCCUCCAUCACGCCCUUAGGUGGAGCCAGCGGCCUUGGAGGUGGCGACUUCUACAACAACAACAACAACGGAGGGAGUGGCGGAGGUCAGCCGGUGUCGGAGCUCAUUUCCCAGCUGCUGCGAGCCGAGCCGUACCCCAGCAGUAGGUUUGGUCACCAGUACAACCAGCAGGCCGGUCCGGAUAACGCCAUGGGGAUCGAUAACAUCUGUGAACUGGCUGCAAGGCUACUCUUCAGCACCGUGGAAUGGGCCAGGAGCAUCCCUUAUUUUCCCGAGCUGCCUGUGUCAGAUCAGGUGGCUCUGCUGAGGCUGAGCUGGAGCGAGCUGUUCAUCCUCAAUGCGGCCCAGUCGGCCCUGCCGCUACACAUGGCCCCCUUGUUGGCCGCAGCCGGCUUCCACUCCUCGCCCAUGUCCGCGGAGCGCGUCGUGUCCUUCAUGGACCAGGUGAGGGUGUUCCAGGACCAGGUGGACAAGCUGACCCGGCUGCAGGUGGACUCGGCUGAGUACAGCUGCCUCAAGGCCAUCGCGCUGUUUUCACCAGACGCCUGUGGUCUAACAGACCCGGUCCACGUGGAGUCUCUGCAGGAGAAGGCUCAGGUAGCUCUGACGGAGUACGAGAGGAUGCAGUACCCGAGUCAGCCUCAGCGCUUCGGACGCCUGCUCCUGCGCCUCCCUGCCCUGCGCGCCGUUCCAGCCAGCCUCAUCUCGCAGCUCUUUUUCAUGCGCCUGGUAGGAAAGACCCCCAUCGAGACGCUGAUUCGUGACAUGCAGCUCUCCGGAAGCUCCAUCAGCUGGCCGUAUGUCCCAGGACAGUAGCCCGCUUACGGAUGAGGUCUCCGUCCUGGGAUUAGUGACGACAAAGACCCACAGGAAACCUCCUGACUCAUCACUAUCCAUCUGUGUGGUUAUCAAACUGCAGUGCCAGCUGGCCGUCAUAUGACCUGUACUGUAACCACUCUAUUCACUCUACUCAUGAAAUGAUCCCUCUGUCUCCACACGGCCUCCAAUAAAGAGAGGAGCCAGUGCCAGCCAGGAUCUGUCUUGUUGCCAGCCCAGUCGCUCUGGUGCCAGGUCUCAGGGCAGCGAACAGCUUUUCAUGCUGGGCUCCGAUAUGGCCACCACGGCCAGUCAUGCCACCACCCACAUGCAACAGUGACUAAAGACGGUCCAGUUUCAUGUAGAGGGCAGCAGCACCCCGCGACACACACAUCUAGAGGACAAAACGGUCCCGCCGCUGAACGUCAGCAGAACAAUUUUCCCCACACUGGGCUCAUUUUCCACAGCUCACCCUUUGUGAUACAUUGACCUUUUUAUCCACACUGAUAACAUUACAAUUACAUGAUCAGAGUGGAUCUAAUUUAACUGUGGUGAACUGAAUAUGGGACAAAGUAAGAGCUUGUUUUUGAAGCAAAGCUCUUCUAGCUCAACACUGAGGAGGGAAUGGAUCAUAUGGAACCAGAAAGAAAACAAAACCAAGGAAAAAUCACCAAAGUCUAUCAUUUCAUCCUCAGAGAUGGCUUCUGAUUAGAAUAAUUGGUCCACAAAGCAGAGAGAUAAACGGACUCUUGUGACUGCCUGACCAUCAACAGAACAAUGCAUUUAAACUCAUUCACAGGGCUCACUGUUUCUGUCAUAAAGCCGCAGUUACAGGAGAGCGGACUUAUACCUCACUAGACAUCAGAAUGCUUCAGUCUGAUAUUUCCUAAACACAAACCUCUGUAAAUGUUGUUCACCAGAAACCGCCUUCUUUUUGACAACUGCCUUGUUUUUCAUUCUGAAUUUGGGGUGAGCAUCACCAACAUUUGUCUUGUAUCUUUAAAAAAACAAAACAUGAUUUGACCGAUUGAAUCAUGGGGAAUUCAGCUAUCAAGCAAUGUUUGGAUCAAGAUUUUUGUUUUGUUUCUUUGGAGAAAUAGCAGGCUGACAUCAACUCGGGUUCUUUUAAAACAAACAACUGAAGAUAUAUCAAUUAGUUAUAGUUGGUGGUGAGAGUUUAUAACCAACACUACUAAUGAAAACACCAGUUUACGUCGAUCAAUUCUGUUUCUGGGGGUAAUGAUCCCUGACAAAAUGUGUUGAUAUGUGUAUAUAUAUAUAUAUAUUGAAGCCAACUUUGUCUUUUUUGCAUGUUGAAAUGUUGUUUUGGAUCUCUGCUAAGUGGAGACUUGUUUCAUUCUUUUACAUAAUGUAAUUCAAGUUUCAUUUAAACAUUUAAGUAUUGCUUUCACUGUUUACUUCUAAAUGUUGUUUUUUUUCUAUAUGUAUUUACAUGAAAAUACCUCUGUCAUCUGCUUAGAUGUCAAAAAAGACGCUUAUCUUCAUGCCAUUACAGCUGAUAUAACUGAGUGGGUCUAUACUGUUGGGAAUGCUGUGAGACAAUACUGUAGGUGGAAAUGGGUUGGAGAAACUGCACUUGGAGGAUAUUCAAUGCCAAAACAUCAUGCUUAAGUUAAAAAAAGAUGGGUCCUGAUCUGCUGGUCCACUGGGAUUUACCUCAUGCUGGUAUUUAAAGAGGCGGGUUUACAUGAGUAAAAUAUUUGAAAGGAAAAAACAAUACCAACUCUAAACACAAGGCAUUUCAGCUGGGAGUCCCAGCAGCUUCUACUGAAGCCAGUUCUCAUGAACUAAGUUCUGAUGAACCUUUGUGGGAAAAGUACUGCGGUGUGAAAGCGCCUAUUGAGCGUUUUCAAACACGAAGUAGAAGGAUGUAACACUGCUUCUUGAUCUACCGCCGGGCCUUUCGAAAGUUAUUUUGACUUUUUUAUUUUACGCAACAACUCACACAACCAUGUCAUAGAAAAAAAAAAGCUAAAUAUGCUAUUAAUGUUUUCUUAUCUUUGUGUUACUGAGUUCUUACGUUUUUUUUAAAUUGUGUGUGUGUGGAAACGUUAUUAAAAGAAUCGAAAGAUG